Euleptes europaea (tarantolino) is the source of this 1777-nucleotide messenger RNA. It is a transcript of the gene SLC1A2, whose product is annotated as solute carrier family 1 member 2. Gene Ontology annotation, cellular component: plasma membrane. Bases 7 to 1701 code for a protein of 564 amino acids. The record is from RefSeq and is a predicted model, not a curated record. Gene Ontology annotation, biological process: L-glutamate transmembrane transport. Lineage: Eukaryota; Metazoa; Chordata; Lepidosauria; Squamata; Sphaerodactylidae. The transcript has 10 exons. Gene Ontology annotation, molecular function: neutral L-amino acid transmembrane transporter activity; L-glutamate transmembrane transporter activity; glutamate:sodium symporter activity.
AACAACAUGCCAAAGCAGGUAGAAGUACGGAUGCUUGAAAGCCACCUGAGCCCAGUGGAACCUCGUCGGAGAAAUCUGUGUGUACGGCUUUGCUAUUCACUCCGAAAAAAUCUGCUCCUUUCACUUACUGUAUUUGGUGUCAUCAUGGGUGCCGUAUGUGGUGCUCUCCUUCGAAUGGCAACACCUAUUAACCCUGACAUCGUCAUGUUGAUAGCCUUCCCAGGAGACAUCCUUAUGCGAAUGCUAAAAAUGUUGAUUCUCCCAUUAAUUAUUUCAAGUUUAAUCACAGGUCUCUCUGGCUUGGAUGCUAAAGCUAGUGGACGACUAGGUACAAGAGCCAUGGUUUACUAUAUGUCUACUACUAUCAUUGCUGCUGUAUUGGGGGUCAUUCUGGUCUUAGCCAUUCAUCCUGGCAACCCCAAACUCAAGAAGCAGCUGGGAGAAGGAAAAAAGAAUGAUGAAGUGUCCAGUCUGGAUGCUUUCUUGGAUCUCAUCCGAAAUUUGUUUCCUGAAAACCUUGUCCAAGCGUGCUUCCAGCAGAUUCAAACGGUCACUAAGAAAGUGCUUGAACCUCAAGAAACUGAAGAACCAGCCAAUGUUACAGAAUCCAUCUUUGCCAUGAUGAAUGAGACAGAAGCAACUCCAGAACCCCAGAUGGUUAUUAAGAAGGGCCUUGAGUUUAAGGAUGGAAUGAAUGUUUUAGGUCUCAUUGGGUUCUUCAUUGCUUUUGGCAUUGCAAUGGGCAAGAUGGGAGAACAAGCCAAGAUGAUGGUGGAUUUCUUCAGUAUCUUGAAUGAGAUUGUAAUGAAACUGGUGACCAUGAUCAUGUGGUAUUCUCCACUAGGCAUUGCCUGUCUCAUCUGCGGGAAAAUCAUUGCAAUCAAGGACUUGGAAGUAGUUGCUAGGCAACUUGGCAUGUACAUGGUAACUGUGAUCAUAGGCCUUGUCAUCCACGGAGCGAUAUUUUUACCUUUGUUGUACUUUGUUAUAACAAGGAAAAAUCCCUUCUCAUUCUUUGCUGGCAUCUUCCAAGCAUGGAUUACUGCUCUGGGCACUGCUUCAAGUGCUGGUACAUUACCUGUUACCUUCCGCUGCUUGGAAGAAAACCUGGGAAUUGAUAAGCGCGUGACAAGAUUUGUUUUACCUGUGGGAGCCACCAUUAACAUGGAUGGGACUGCCCUUUAUGAAGCAGUGGCUGCCAUCUUCAUAGCACAGAUGAAUGGAGUUGUCUUGGAUGGUGGGCAGAUAGUCACUGUCAGUCUGACAGCCACCCUUGCAAGUGUUGGUGCUGCCAGUAUACCAAGCGCAGGACUGGUCACCAUGCUUCUCAUCCUCACUGCAGUGGGCCUUCCCACUCAGGACAUCAGCUUACUGGUUGCUGUCGAUUGGCUCUUGGACCGAAUGAGAACAUCAGUCAAUGUUGUAGGAGACUCAUAUGGAGCUGGCAUUAUCUAUCAUCUGUCUAAGGCAGAGUUGGACGACUUAGAUUCCCAUCACAGAGGACUUGAAGAUAUUGAAAUGACAAAAACUCAGUCAAUUUAUGAUGACCUUAAAAACCACAAGGAAAACAGUUCAAAUCAAUGUGUUUAUACAGCUCACAACUCUGUCAUAAUAGAUGAAUGCAAGGUAACCUUGGCAACCAAUGGCAAAUCUGCAGACUUCAAUGCUGUUGAAGAAGAACCUUGGAAACACGAGAAAUAAGAGAGGAACAAUCAAUGUUCAUCUUUAAUAAUUCCUGAAAGUUGUCUGAUGGUAAAAGCUGAUGUUAAGAUUCCUG